GGCUUCCUGUGUUUGAGGGUGAACAGCUGACAGUGCGGUGGGUGGUGCGACCGACGCUGCUAUCUGUUUCGGAUACUUGCUAGCCAGAUAAUACAGUAAUCAGGACCCAGCACGUUGUAAUUUCACACCACAUUAGGCAUCGAUAAUCAUUAGUAUCGCAAUAUGGCUGAAACGGACCCCAAGUCGGUGCAGGACCUGACCAACGUGGUCCAGACGCUGCUGCAGCAGAUGCAGGACAAGUUCCAGACCAUGUCAGACCAGAUUAUCGGAAGAAUCGAUGAAAUGAGCACGCGCAUCGAUGACUUGGAGAAGAACAUUGCCGAUCUGAUGACCCAGGCCGGUGUAGAAGAGAUCGAGGCGCCGCCUGAGAAGGCCAAGGAGGGCCAAGGCUCAUAAUGAAGGUCAAAUGUUCCCAAGUAACAAGGUGUGAAGUCGGUUUAUCUUCAGGAGCAGCAGACUUUUCCAUUCUAAACAUGAAUUAUGUUGACUUGGUGUGUUAUUGUGUGAAAUGCUUUUUUAUAUAUUGAAUAUUGUGAUAAACGGUUACAGUUAUGUAGUGACUUGAAAAGUAGGAUGUUAUUUGUAAGGUAGAAUAGUGUGAUAUGCCCUUUGGAAUUUAUAUUCCUCACACAGGGAUGGAAAACGUGGAUUUUAUGCGCCAACCUGGUGUGGAUAUUUGGCUGCCAUCACCAUAUCAUUAAAUCAUUACAGCCCAGAAAAAUUCUGGCUGGCGGGGACAGAUUUGCUCGAGCCUGGGCUGAGAUGUACGAGCCACGGGCUAGCAGGCAACUAGAAUUUCCAUCCCUGUCAACGAGGAGGAUGGGUAGAGUUAACAUUUGAACCUAUAGUAUUUAAAAACAGCACUCUUUGUGCCAAGGUGUGGGAUGCAUUCCAAAUCUUACUAAUUUUGUUCUAUUAAAGUAAUUUAAUACA
Messenger RNA from Myripristis murdjan (pinecone soldierfish), 933 nucleotides. It is a transcript of the gene hsbp1b, whose product is annotated as heat shock factor binding protein 1b. Gene Ontology annotation, molecular function: transcription corepressor activity. Bases 163 to 396 code for a protein of 77 amino acids. Gene Ontology annotation, biological process: cellular heat acclimation. Lineage: Eukaryota; Metazoa; Chordata; Actinopteri; Holocentriformes; Holocentridae. Gene Ontology annotation, cellular component: nucleus; cytosol. The record is from RefSeq and is a predicted model, not a curated record. The transcript is spliced from 4 exons.